AUGGAGACAGAGAACAGCACAGUGGUGACAGAAUUCAUCCUCCUUGGUCUGACCCAGUCUCAGCAUGCUCAACUCCUGGUCUUUGUGCUAGUCUUAGUUUUCUACCUCAUCAUCCUCCCUGGAAAUUUCCUCAUCAUCCUCACCAUCAGAUCAGACCCUGGCCUCACAGCCCCCCUCUACUUCUUUCUAGGCAACUUGGCUUUCCUGGAUGCAUCCUACUCCUUCAUUGUGGCUCCCAGGAUGCUGGUGGACUUCCUCUCUGAGAAGAAAAUAAUCUCCUACAGAGGAUGCAUCACUCAGCUCUUUUUCUUGCACUUUCUUGGGGUAGGGGAGAUGUUCCUUCUUGUUGUGAUGGCCUUUGACCGCUACAUCGCCAUUUGUCAUCCUCUACGCUAUUCCACUGUCAUGAACCCUAGAGCCUGCUAUGCCUUGCUGUUGGCUCUGUGGCUUGGGGGCUUUACUCAUUCCAUUGUACAAGUGGCCCUCAUCCUCCACUUGCCCUUCUGUGGCCCAAACCAGCUG
Suricata suricatta (meerkat) is the source of this 522-nucleotide messenger RNA. RefSeq names its product olfactory receptor 4N5-like. The record is from RefSeq and is a predicted model, not a curated record. The transcript has a single exon. Lineage: Eukaryota; Metazoa; Chordata; Mammalia; Carnivora; Herpestidae. Gene Ontology annotation, molecular function: olfactory receptor activity; G protein-coupled receptor activity. Gene Ontology annotation, biological process: G protein-coupled receptor signaling pathway. The annotation marks the transcript as partial. Gene Ontology annotation, cellular component: membrane.